CAACACAUUCUCCACAACCAUUUAUUUUGAUCUUAACCAUACCAAGUGGUUUACUUCCCCUUUUAAGGAGCAAUCACUCUCAAUUCAACUGACUCGACAACGAAGUAUCUUACUUAAUUCUAACUAAUAAACUAAGACGGCAACUAAAAUAUCCAUGCUACUACCAGUAACAGGUUACAAAGUAGGUUGAAAUCAAAUGCAAAUGUAUAGCGAAAAUAGGCUGCCUUCAAUUUGUACAAAUUUCUGAAUUUAUCAAAGAAGGGGAGAGAGUGACUCGCCUAGUUUAAAUAAAUGAUUUAAAUUAUGAAUAUGAUUAUGAUUAUCAUAAAUUACCACUGAAUAAAAUAUAAUAUAAUUAAUAAAUAAUAUAAUAUAUAUUAAUCAAUAUUAUAAAUAAUAUAAAGAUUUUAAAAGAUAAUAUCUAAAAUCUGGUGAUGCAUUUUCAUUUUAUCACAUUAGCCAUUUGUAACUUUGUUGAUCCCAUGAGUUCUAAUGUCUAAUGACUAAUACUAGAACUAGAAUAUGUCACUGACAGUGACUGUGACUCGACUAUAGACACUAUAGUCAACUAUAGUAUAGUCUCUGACAGCUCAUUCAUUACAUGACCAUGCUAUUAUUAUUAUUCUUAGGUUAUAUAAUAAUAAAGGCCUAAUUUAACUUUGGCAUGAACCUUCGCCGCUUCUGUAAAAAAAAAAGUAAAGUCGUAAAGUCACAACAUUUGUCAUUUGUUAAUUAUUAAUAGUUUUAUGCUGCACCUAUAGAGCAAACUUAAAAUUUAAAAAAAUAAUUAUGCUAUAGGCUACCGGCUACCUUCAUGAACUUUCCAGCUUUUAAAAUAUUUGAGCUAUAAUUAUGAAUGUUUCAAAUUCAACAUGCGAUUUAAUUUAAUUUUUCCUUUUUUUAAAACUAAGUCUAUGGACUGCGCCUCCACAUUUUGUGACCUAAUUUAAGUAUUGAAUUAAUUGCGCAAUUAUCAAUUAGCCAAGGGUUUAAGUCACCUCAGCCAGUCACCCUGUGUACUCACUCUAAUCACAAUGGCUGUGAGUGUUACUAGGCUAAACCAUGAAUUUUAUGCCAACAAGCCAAAUCAAAUCAAAGGGCAAGACCUAAUCAUAACUCUAUAAUUUUUAAAAACGCUUAACGCCAACACUUUUUGAUUAAGCUAUACAGCCUAAACUACAGUUGAUAACAAUACAUUUUUUGUUAUCAUCCAAUUGUAAAUGUAAUUUCUAACUUAAUGAAUGAUAAUAGGCUGCCUUUGGUUUGUAUCAAUUUCUGAAUUUGUCACACCAAGGAGAUUUAAAUAGUUAAGUUCACUCAGUUUACCUUGGUCAUUAUUUCAGUCAAGUAGAUCAGUGGUUCCCAAACUUUUAAGUUUGGCGGACCGGUGAACAAGUUUCAAAAUUUUACCAGGGACCGGUGCAUGAUUUAUUUUUAUACUUUUAUUUCUAUUUGACAAUAAAUAUUUAUGUUAUGGGGACCGGCAGCGCUAGGCAUGCGGACCGGUGAAGGUCCACGGACUGCCAUUUGGGGACCACUGAAGUAGAUAAACAAGGCAAGCUUUCUUGUCCUUUUUUUAAAAUUAUGUUUAUGGAAUAAGGGAUAUGAUCUUAUUCUUACCUACUUUUUCUUUUCUAGCCCUGCUCUGACAUUUUAACAUUCUUAACAUGAUGAGUAAACGUUUACUAAUAGGCAACUAAUGAUAACAAAAUAAUAAUAAAUAAAAAUAAAGUUCUGAUACUAAGCAAUGCAAGAUCUUAAAAAGUAUAGUAAAAAAAUUAACAUCACCUCAUUUUGAGCAAUCAUAAACAAAGCUAAGGACGGACCUGAGUAAAUGAAUUGUUGAUUUCUUUUUUUAGGGCUUACAGUUUUAGACUAUUGAGUCCACAAACUACAAUUAGCUUAAUAAAAGCAAGCUGUUACUAUACAUUUUUCAAAUAUAUAAGCUGUUUAACUAUAAGACUAUGGAACUAAAUCUCAUAUGGGAAAGGGUCAUAUUUUAUUUACAGUUUAAAAAGAACUUAGCUUGGACAUCUCUAUGUGGACAGUUGAAGAUGAAUAUAGCCACAGUUUUUUUUCUAGUUCUGUGUAUGACUUAUGAUGUUGCUCUGGCAUCUAACUCAUCUGAAAUCAAAGUUGAUCUCAAUGGAUAUUUAGCCUACUGUCCUUGUAUGGGUAAGCACAUCCUCACUUGACGGCUCUCUUUGCUCAUUAAACCAGCAAUGAGUCUCUCGUCUGUUCUUCUGUCAGCAUUCAUUGUGAUCUUUUAUGACUAUUUGUUGUAUUCUUUUGAAAAGAAAUGAAUUCAAUAGUAUAUAAUAAUGUUAAAUAUUCCAGUAUAUAAUAAUGUUAAAUAUUCCAGUAUAUAAUAAUGUUCAAUAUUCCAGGUUGCCAUUCUGAAAGACGGUUAAUUAAAUUGGAACCUUUAUAGUUUUUUUUUUUUUCCUUUUCUUCUGAGAACAACAUAAUUUUACGUAAUAUACCUUAUUGUUAAAUUUCAGGUCGAUUCGGCAAUCAAGCUGAUCAGUUCCUUGGUGCUUUAGCCUUUGCAAAGGAACUAGAUAGAACUUUGAUCCUGCCUCCAUGGGUUGAGUACAGAAAAUCUAGUCAUAAAGCAGUGAGUCUAUUAAUACCGUAAUCCAAUGAGUGCUAGAUCAAUUUUAGCCAAGUCAUGCCUUUCAACCUCCUACAAUUAAUUUCUGUACACAAUAAAAUAUAUUGGUUUCAUGUUAGAUAAUAUUGUUAACACUUGAGUUAAGUGAUUUGAUUUAUUUGUACUGAUUUUCAGUAUAUUUCAAUAAAAUAAAAUUUUGAAUAGAUAAAAUUUUUUUGUGGUUUAACUCUUUUCAUUCCUCUUAUAUAGAGAGCGCACAACUUUAUACGUAGGUUUUUUUUCUCUCAUAAAAUUAUGUCUUCUUUUUUUUUAAAAUUAUUCUAUAGUUAUUUGAUAAUACAAUUGGAAGAAAAAAAAAGAAAAAAAAGUUAAAGAUUUUGAAUUAUUUUUUUUUUUUUUGCGAGUUCGACGUUCACGUGACAUGCCAAAGCGGUGGUCGCCAUCUUAGCAAAUUUCUUUUUUUUUUUUUUUUUAUAAUUCAAUUGAAAGAAAAAAAAAGAAAAAAAAGUUAAAGAUUUUGAAUUAUUUUUUUUUUUUUUUUGCGAGUUCGACGUUCACGUGACAUGCCAAAGCGGUGGUCGCCAUCUUAGCAAAUUUCUGCAAGAAGCUUGGCUUGUGGACUCGGGAGCCCAAUAUCUUAAAUAAUGAAUACUACUGACGAAAAUGUUGAUCAAAUUUUAUCUGAAUCUUCUGGGGAAGAUAGUUGGGAACCCGAAUCUAGUGAUUCUGAUUCAGAUUUUGAUGAUAAUCUUCCUUUGCAGCCGAUUUUAGCUGUUAACACUAGAAGGUUAGUAAUCGAGUGCUUCGUCAUUCAAAUUUUUUUUUUAGAUUUCUUACUUUUAUUUUUUUUUAUCGGUUUAAAUUGUUUUUUAAGCAUAUUGUUAUAUUUACUAGCCAUUUUUAAAUCAAUCUACGCAAAAAAAAAUAAUUUUUUAACAUGUGAAUAUUUUAUUACAUUUAUUUUUCUAGAAGACGUUAUUCUUAGAAACUGUUGAUAAGGAAUGUAAACAAUGCAGUCAGCACUGCUUAUUAUGAUAUAUUUUAUCAUACAGGACAAGAAAUUUGAUAUCAAUUUUUUUUUUUUUUACAUUUAAUGUACUGACAAUAAAUUUUAUAGUCAUAAUGGUUUUCAGACAGAAUUGAAAGCACACAAAACUUGAAAUUAAAUUGAAGUACUUAUUUUUUAUUAAUUUCAAUCCUAAAAGUAGCAAAUAGGUCUAUAAAUUCUGUUCUUUUAUAUUUACAGGGUAAACUCAUAUGAUGUUCACGACGAUGACCCACCAGUUCCAAUUCCCAAGUUUCUACCAGCCAGAAAGCCAGGCUUACAUCUAAGGGAAGAAAUGUCAACAAGGGAUACAGUAAGACAAUUUCUAGACCCUCAAGACUUUUUCAAAUUGUUUUUUACUUUGGAUUUAGUGGAAAAAAAUUGUGAAGUACACCAACAAGUAUGCCUCAACCAUGGGGCCUACUAAACCUUCAAUCUACAGUGGUUGAUAUGAUGUAUCAGAAGAGGAAUUUUACAAAUUUCUAGGACUUCUUAUGUACAUGUCAAUUGUACAGGUCCCCAGUGUUCAAAAAUACUGGUCUACGUCAACUUUGUACCAUGGACUGUGGGCCAGAGCCUUCUUGACCAGAAAAAGAUUUAUUCAAAUAAUGACAUUCCUCAAAGUUUCAAACAUUGAAACAGAGAAUAAGGAGGACAAACUGUGCAAAGUUAGAUUGCUUUCUGAUUUUAUACCAAGAUAAAUGUCAGAAGCUUUACCAGCCUCGCCAACAGCUAUCGAAAGAUGAACGCAUGGUAAAAAACAAAGGGAGAUACACAUUCAGACAAUACAUAAGGGACAAUCCAACGAAAUGGGGUAUGAAAGUUUGGGUCAUAGCAGAGGCAAUAACAGGCUUACACCUAUGAUUUUGAUGUGUAUUUAGGGAAGCAAACCCAAUCAUCAAACAAUAGCUUGGCCUAUGAUGUAGUAAUGAACCUUAUCAAAUCUGUUAAAAACCAAGGCUACCAAGUGUUUUUUGAUAAUUUCUACAGUGGGUAUAAAUUACUCAAAGAUCUGUUAUUACUAGGAAUACUUGCUUGUGGUACCAUUUAGCCGCUACUUACAAAUUGAUUUCACCGAGGAACUUAUUAGAACAUUGGGUGGAUUACAAAAAACUGAUGAAGUUCCAAGUGCCACACAUGUUUGCACCUCAAAAUACCAGGCAGUGCAUCCAACUGUCCCUGAGUGCACACAUUUAUACAGAAAUUGUAAGGUUUGUUAUAAAUUGGGGAUGCAAAAAAAAUCCACAAUCAAAUGCAGCACCUGUGAAACUUACCUUUGUUUUAAUAAGACAAGAAACUGUCUUGUAGAGUAUCAUAAAGUUUAAAUUGACCACAUGUAUAUUUUCUUUGUUGUAAAUAUUUAUAAACUUGUAAAAAAAAAAUAAUUCUUAUCAACAAGUUGUGAAGGUGUGGUCAAUUGAUUUUAAAAAAAAAUGAUUUCCCCUUGUUAAUACAUUUUACAAAAUCUUUCAUAUUUUCAUAACAUGCCAUUAAAAAUGUUUGAAUUCUUUGUAUUGCAUACAAAAAUGAAUAGUCUUUCUGAAUAAAUCAUUUUUUUUGGAAAAAAUUCUUGAUACAUUUUUUUUUCAUUCUUUGUAUCUAAUCAAAAAUAUUUUUUUUAAAAAUGUUCAUAAAUUAUUAUUAUUAUUUUUUAAUCACAGCUUCAAAGUAAUGAACUCAAUUUUUAAGAAACAUUAAUUACUGAAAGCAUCAUGCAUUUCCCUACAAUUUGAUAUGCAACAUCAUGAACUUUAGACUAAAACUCUUUAUGAUAUAGAUAUAGACUCAUUAGUGGCAUCACUAGAAAUCUCCAGAAAAUAAUGAAAAAUUCAAGGAAGGUAAAGAGUUAAUUAAAAAAACAUAUAAUUUAUUUUAUAAUUUUGAAAAAGGGAUAAAAGUUAUGGAGGAGUAUAUUAAUUUAAAAAAGUUUUCAACUCUUAACAACUGAAGCCAUUUUAAAAUGUUCAAAGUUGUUUAACUUUUCUGAUUUCCAAUGAAAUAAUUCAUUAAAAAGGUUAUCUAUAUCUUUAGAUUUUGAAGUUGAAGAAACAAAUCAAAUUUUUUUAGCAAGAUGUGAUAAAAUGUUCUUAUUAUUUCUCUGAGAUAAAAAUAGUUAUCUAUGGUUUCACUGGAGCAAAUUUUUAUAAUUAAAUUUAGUAGUUAACUAUGUCUGCAGAGCCUCUUCUCAAAAGAAAAAGAAUAAUAAUGUUUUUGAUAUCUGACAAGGUGAUGGAGCCAUUUGAUACUUACUUUAAAGUGGAGCCCUUCCUAGAAUACCACAGAGUUAUAACAAUGGAAGUAUUCAUGAAAGACCUGGCAUCAACCGUCUGGCCACCGGGACAGAGGAGAAGUACUGAUGUUACUCAUUUAAAUAAGUACAUAAGUAGAAAUACAAACAAAGAGAAGUUCAGCCUCUCUGUUCAUCGGUGUUACCCAUUUAAACUAAUUGAGAAGUGCAAGUAAAUUUCAAUGUUUAAAAAAAAGCUGUGCAGAAGAAACUUUUUUGGGUACCAGGUAUUCAUUACUCUGCUAGAUUUGAGAGGAGAAAAUUUAGAAAUUCAUGUUUCUACAUUACUAUGUCUCUCUCCUUGACUAUGGUCCUUUGAGCUAAUGUCAGAUUUUUAAAACUUAGUGCUUAAGUUUUUUCCUAUCUUCAUCUCUAUUCCUUACUAUAAGACUUUAACCACUAAAAUUUAAAUGAAAAAAACCCAAACAAUUUGUCAAAUUUAAAAAAAAAAGGGUAAUUCUUCUCUUACGAUCUUGAUUUAUAAACAAGUUUGAAAUUAAUCUAUUUAAAAAAAAAAAAAAAAAAGAAAAAAAUUUUUUAAAACUUAGUGCUUAAGUUUUUUCCUUUCUUCAUCUCUAUUCCUUACUAUAAGACUUUAACCACUAAAAUUUAAAAGAAAAAAACCCAAACAAUUUGUCAAAUUUAAAAAAAAAAGGGUAAUUCUUCUCUUACGAUCUUGAUUUAUAAACAAGUUUGAAAUUAAUCUAUUUAAAAAAAAAAAAAAAAGGAAUAAAUGAAGUUGAAAUGCGUUCUCCUCACAUUAUAUAUAUUUUCAUAGACUUUUAACAAUUUCUUGUUCCCUUAGUUUUUUGUUAUUCUCCACGCCAUGGCUCAAAUAAAGAUCAGUGUAAUGCCAAGGAAGGCAACCCAUUUGGUCCAUUCUGGGACUGGUUUGAUAUUGACUUUGAUGAGAAUGUGAUUUUCGGGCCACUUUUUUAUGACACUCAAAGUCCUAGAGCCAUGUCAGAGUGGAAGGAGAAGUAAGUGAAAAAUGUAAUUUAUACGGUAGUUAGAAUUCUAAAAGAUAUCUAAAGUUGUAUUGUCUUUCAGACACAAAACUUUAUUUGUGUAAAGUUAAUAGAGCAAUGUUUUAUUGUAAGCACAUGAAAUUAAGUGUCACAUUAAUUAUGUUCAACCAUUGAAUAGAACGUCUGGCUUGUCUCAAAAGUGCUCCCCAGUGUUGACAAGACCUCACAAAAUAGUCGUCAACAAUUAUCUUCCAAUCUAUGAUACUUAAAUUACACAAAUGGAAAUUGUUUUAUCUUUCUUGGAAACAGCAUCUUUACAGUGUACAGCAACCAGAACUAUAUCUCAUGCUAAGGGAUCUAUUGAUUACCUUCACACUGAAGCAUCGAUUAAAAUAAUUUAUUUAAUUUAAAAAUCAUCAUGAAAUCAUUUAUACAACCUUGUGACUGUGAUAAAGCUGAAGUAGAUAAAAAGACACGUAUGUAUAGUGAAACUUUAAUAACAUUGACCAAAGCCAAAAUAAGAUGUCUUGGCUUCAUUAAUUUAAAACAAGUACAUGUAUGUAAAUUAAAUACUACUGAAAAAACAAAUUAGAAAGAAGAAAGAAAUGACAAACAAAAAUUCCUUAUACACACACACAGGAAGAAGAAAAAAGUGGUGGGCAGAAGCAGAAUGUAGGGAAUAAUAAUAGCAGGAGACAAUAUUGCAGUUAUGUACAAUUAUGGCUUUGGUUUAUGCCCCUGUGAAGUCAACAUCCUUAAUCUUUUAACAAAGGGAUUCUUCCAGUGUAUUCUUAACAUACAGUACAAGGGUAACUGCAAUAUCAAAUAUCCAAUUGUGAAUAACAUUUUAGAAGUGGGAAAUGAGUUCUUGUUUUCUUUAUAUAUCAAAGUAUGUACAGAUGUUCUCUGAGCCAAAUAAAGCUAAGGGAUGGCCUGUUCCUCAGAUGUAGAACUUACUGCAUUGCUAUAGUUGUCAACUCCUUUGUUCUACUGGAUUGAUUCAUUCGUCAAGUUCUUUCAUACGUUGAAUACAUCGUACUAUUCUUACUAUCACUGAAUAAACUCUCAUAAACACAUGAAUGUAGCGCAGCUCGAUAUCAGACAUAAAUAAUGAAAUGAAAUUUACUAUAAUGCCAAAUAUGCUUUAUUCAUUUUUAAAAGAUUUUCUAAAUAAUCUGAUAUAAGGUUUUAUUUCCUGUAAUCUUUCUUGUCUCCAGAUACCCUGCCAAGGAUUACCCAGUUUUAGCAUUCGUUGGUCCCCCAGCAUCUUUCCCUGUAAGUCAGUAUAAUGCAAAGCUACACAAGUUCAUGAAGUGGUCAGAUUCCUAUAAUCAAAAAGCUGAUGAUUUUAUCGAGAAGAACAUACAAGACAGACCGUUUAUUGGUAUCCAUUUGAGGAAUGGGCCAGAUUUUGUGAGUUGAAAAAUAUAUAUAGAUUUUUUGUUUUUGACAACGAUGUACAGUUAUAUUGUCUUAAAACAUUUAAUUUAAUGAGUAGUUUUAUAAAUUAAUCUCAGACAUGUUAAUAAGUUAACUUGCUUUCAAAUCAUUAAGGCAGUGGACAUUUUAAAAUGUACAUAUAACAGAAUAGUAUAAUAUAUAUGGCAUCCUUCCAUCUACGUUAGACGAUGGAGUAGCUAAGUAGUGUAGUCCUACACUUCGACGAGUGACUAACUAGGCCAAUCCUGGAAUGACAAUCUCGACCAUUUCUCUCACAGGGGAAUAUUGAUUCCCGGAAAGAUUUUGACUUCCGUAUUGUUCUUUUUCUUGCAAGGGCCUCGUUUCGUGUAUCUUCUGCCUUUAUAAUAUAUAGUAUUUAAUUAAUUGAUUCAGAAUUAUUAAGGUUAGACCUUUUUUUUUUUUUUUUAUACAUAUUCUCACUCUUCUCUUUGAAAGAGAAAGUUUAUACUGAGAGUGUGUUAUUUAUUUUGAUAAUUAAAAAUUAUGGUGUUGAAAAAAAAUUUUUGUAAAAUUUUUGUAAAUAAAAUUUGUUCUUUUUCUUGCAAGGGCCUCGUUUCGUGUAUCUUCUGCCUUUAUAAUAUAUAGUAUUUAAUUAAUUGAUUCAGAAUUAUUAAGGUUAGACCUUUUUUUUUUUUUUUAUACAUAUUCUCACUCUUCUCUUUGAAAGAGAAAGUUUAUACUGAGAGUGUGUUAUUUAUUAUGAUAAUUACAAACUAUGGUGUUGAAAAAAAAAUUUUGUGAAAUUAUUGUAAAUCAAAUUAGUAUCAACUAUUAAUUGCGAAUCCAAAAGCUUUUGCAAAACAAAAAAUCCAGUUCUUAUAUGAACUGAAAUCAUUUAAAGUUAUGUUAUUUAAUAUUAUUUUGUGAAUUCAUCUGUAACUUCCAGGAAAAUGCAUGUGCUCAUGUGCCUAGUUCUUACAUGAACUGAAAUCAUUUAAAGUUAUGUUAUUUAAUAUUAUUUUGUGAAUUCAUCUGUAACUUCCAGGAAAGUGCAUGUGCUCAUGUGCCCAGUUCUUAUAUGAACUGAAAUCAUUUAAAGUUAUGUUAUUUAAUAUUAUUUUGUGAAUUCAUCUGUAACUUCCAGGAAAAUGCAUGUGCUCAUGUGCCUAGCACUCCCAACAUGUUUGCAGCUAAACAGUGCACAGGUGAGAGAGGGGAGUAUGGCACCACGACGCCAGAGAUGUGUUUCCCUUCCACCAAAACUGUCACUCAGCAGGUGGGCUUUUACAUCUGGUCUUUUGUCCCAAAUCAAAUUACUGUCAGUUGCCAAAACAAAAUUUAAUCAAAGAAAUUUUUUUAAAGAACAACUGUUGCUUCCUCGUCAGUGUUUGUGAAAGCCAAGUAGGCGGGCUUGGUAGUAUAAAAGUAUUAUAAUAAUUGUAUACAUUUUUAAAAAUAAAUUGAUGAUUAGAUUUCUGCUGAUCAGUAUAUUUUUCUGUCUUCGAAAGUUUUUUAAAGUUGGGUUUAAGGGUUUUAACCUUUUCAAUGUGGUACAAUUUUCAUUUGUCUAAUUACACAAAAUUUGAAUUUAUUCAUUUUCUAUAAAUUUAGGCCGCAGUUUAAAAAAGUGAACGUUGUCGUGUAGAGAAAUAAUGUAGGAAAAAAUAACAAUAGUCAAGAAAUAGGCAUGAUUUAAUGUUCCACAUUCAUUCAAAUCUUGUCUCUGAUAUAAAUAUUUGAAGUUAUCACUUGAAAGUGUUGAGAAACACCACUACACUUUGUUGAGAAAAGAAGAGAGUGUAGCAGCGUACUUUAUAAGUAGCUUUUGCCAUUAAAUGUCUUGAAUUAGCUCUUGACAUUAAAUGUCUUUUAUGAUUUAUUAACAAUUUCUUUGCAGGUGAAAAAAGAGGUUGAAAGGAUUGGAGCCAAAACUGUUUUCGUUGCAACAGAUUUUAAUGAUUUGAUUCCAGAAUUUUCUCAAGUCCUAACAGAUGUGAGUGUCAGAUGACUCUCUGAGAAAUUAAAGCAUUUAAUUGUGUGUGGCUAAUGAUGCUGGUGUGAAAGAAGAAUCACUAGAAUAGGGGUACAGGGAGUUAGAUAAGGAAAGUGUGAUAUUUAUAAAUAUUUAAAAUCAAAACAUUAAAAUUUGACUGUUUUAAGUAGCCUGUGAGAUUAAAAAAAAUUUUUUUAUAACAAUGCUCCCCUACUGGUUAAACGCAGCAUGACCCAGCCUCCACACUACUAGAUUUACCUAAAUGCUUUGAUUGCACUUCUCUCACUGGUUAAACGACAGCAUGGCCCAGCCUCCACACUGCUAGAUUUGCCUAAACUUUUUCAUUGCACCUCUCUUACUGGUUAAACGACAGCAUGACCCAGCCUCCACACUGCUAGAUUAACCUAAAUGCUUUGAUGGCACCUCUCUCAUUGGUAAAAUGACAGCAUGACCCAUCUUCCACACUGCUUGAUUUGCCUAAACUCUUUAAUUGCACCUCCCCCUCAGGUUAAACUAGUACGACAGCCUGACCCAGCCUCACCUCUGCUGGACCUGGCCAUACUAGGCAGGUCAGAUCACUUCAUUGGGAACUGUGUGUCAACGUUCACUGCCUUUGCCAAGCGUGAGAGGGAUGUCAGGAGGCUGACGUCAUCAUUUUGGGCUUUUCAGAAGAAGAAAAGGCGAACAGAAUUGUGAUUGGAAGUAAAAGUCUUGUUACUGAAUUUGCCUGAUGGGAAGAACAAAAUAUUUUGUUACAAAACAAACUCUGGCAAUGUUUGGUAAACUAAGUCUGCUUUAGUUAUGAUCUAGUCUCAUCUCAUUCGGUAAUUAAAUAUAAUACAUCUUGUUCUUAAGCAGCUAAAUUUAAAUGGAUAAAUACCAGUUACUAAAAUGUUAAUAUUUGAAGACAUUUAUAGUUUAAUCCAGAAGUUCAAACUGUGCAAACUUGGGGAGUAGAGCGUUCCCCAUAGGGGCGCCACAUAGUGAAACAAAAUGUUAUAAAAAAUGUUGUGCAUUUUUUGAAAUUUGAUAUAGAGUGCCUUUGGGUAACCUAGAUUCAGCAAGGUUGCCGUGAAUUGAAAAAUUUUGGGAACUUCUGUUUUAGUCAAUUUUUAAAUGUAAAUAGCGUUUUUAUAGGGUUGUUGCAAUAUAAAGAAGAAAAAACUUUGAUCUCUUCAAAUGGAGUCGUGUAUUGCAAGAUGUUUCAUAGAAUGAUAGAAAGUGCACUAGUUUGAAAGCAUUGUACUCUGCAAUGUAUUGCAGCUGAGGUUGCGGUUAGGAUCCUGCAGUGUUAGAGCCAAGUCAUUGGUCCAUUUGGGUUGAAACGUCCUAUACUUUAAUUUAACUAUUGUUUUAUUUAACAAAUAAAUUAGGUUGUCCUCACUUAAUGGCAAGAGUUCAUCUGCUGUAACUAGUUAGUUAAGGAAAUGGCUAAAUCAAGAAGCUUUUUAUUCAUUUAGUCUGAAUUUUUUUAAAAAAAAAGAUCUCAAAGAAAAAUAUAAUUAAAUUUGUUAAUAAAAUGUAUUACCGGUAAGCUUACUUUAUGUUGACAAAAUAGAGCACACUGUUACUGUUAUAUCUGACAUUUCAUGUACUGACUAAGCACUGCAGUAAGUUAUAAAUGAUGUCAAAGCUAUUUGCCAUAGUUUGAAAUGCAUGUUCACACCUUGAAAAAACAACAACACACUAUUGGUCAAGUUUCUGUACAUAAUAGAUCAAAGGAAUAAAAAGUACACAUAAAAUGAGAUGAAACUCUAUUGGACACUGAAUGCUGGCAGUCAUUGCUGAUAACCCGACGAAUGAACCCAAAUUUUGUUACUCUUGAUUUUUGGUAAAGUUUCCUGAUAUUCAAGAUUCUUAAAUUUUAAUUUAUUUUUAUUUAAUUAAAAACUUUACAAUAAAUUAAUUUGAGGGGCUCCAAGGUGCUGUUACCUGUGCUGAAAUCGGUUGACAAAAUAGUUUUGAUUGUUGUGAGACUUUUUUGGGUGCUUUUUGUAAUAGAUUUGAUUUAAAUAUUUUAAAUACGGUAAGUGUAUGAAUAUAAAUGGGGAUUUUAUAAAUUUAAAUGAAAAGACUUUUCUACCAUAUCAUAUUUCAUGACUUGGGGUUUAAGGGCUAGUGUUUUUGUAAGAUGUAAUUCCUAAUGAAAAUUAUGCAAAUGUUUUACUCUGUUGUAAAUUAAUGUUAAAUAUUUUCAUUACUGGCAUUUACAAUUGAUUGUAACAUAAUCUGACAUGAUUUUUUUUAAAAAUACUGUACUGGAUUUUUAAAGUGUACUUACAUUUCACUUACAACUGCUGAUCUUAUAUAAUGUUAUUCUUUUACAACUUACUUAUGUUUUGAACUAUUCCUGCAAUACACUCUUGGACCAU
Lymnaea stagnalis (great pond snail) is the source of this 12680-nucleotide messenger RNA. The record is from the annotation of a GenBank genome assembly. Lineage: Eukaryota; Metazoa; Mollusca; Gastropoda; Lymnaeidae.